Messenger RNA from Camellia sinensis, 2176 nucleotides. RefSeq names its product AP2-like ethylene-responsive transcription factor AIL6. Gene Ontology annotation, biological process: regulation of DNA-templated transcription. NCBI's taxonomy places the organism in Eukaryota, Viridiplantae, Streptophyta, Magnoliopsida, Ericales, Theaceae. Gene Ontology annotation, molecular function: DNA binding; DNA-binding transcription factor activity. The record is from RefSeq and is a predicted model, not a curated record.
GGUUUUACGCCGGAUGGCAGAUGAAACCGCCCCAUUGCCCCCAUUAUAAGCAUCCACCUUCUUCUCAUUCUUGUUCUCUUCCCAAUUUCCGCUUCUCUCUCUAAAACCCUGCACUCUCUCUCUCUCUCUCUCUCUCUAAAGCAGCAGCAGCAGCAGCAGCAGCAGCAGAAGAUUUGGGUUCGAAGAGUUGAGGGUCUUAGUUUGAAUCCUUGAUUACAGCGUGUAGUAGAACUCCGAAAGCAUAGUUUGAGAUAAUGAUGUUGAUUGGUGAGGUUCAGUAAGUAACGGAUGAUCAGGUGUUCAAACAGAGCUUGAUAGAGACUUGGCACAGUUUAAAGCAUAUCAUAAAUGGCUCCUGAGAAUAGCAACUGGCUUUCGUUUUCGCUAUCGUCAGUGGAGAUGUUGAAUUCCUCGUCCUCUCGGUCUCAGAUGCUUCAAUCCACGAUGAAUCUCUUGCCUUUUCAUGGCGCCUCCCCCUCCACCUCCACCGAUGAUUCUCACAACUACUACUUCCUCGAUAAUCUCUAUGCCAACGGUUGGGAAAAUACAAAGCCUGAAGGUCUAGCUAUGGCACAAAGCAUUGGAGAUUCAUCGAUUUUCACAAGCUUCGUGGAUUCACAAAUCAAUCAACAGCCAUCUCCAAAGCUGGAAGACUUUCUCGGUGGCGAUUCGACUUUGGUUCGAUACUCGGAUAGCCAAACAGAGACACAGGACUCGUCCCUGACUCACAUCUACGAUCAAAGUGGUUCAGCCUUAUUUGCCGACCACCCAGAUUUCAGAACAAUAGAUGGGGGGUUCCAAGCUUUUUCAACAAACUCGAGCUCUGAAAUUGAUGACUCGGCUUCUGUGCCCAUGACUCAGCUCACUUCCGGCGACUUCUCAGGCCAGUGCCCAAAUAGUGGACUGUCACUGGGUGGUGUUGUUAAUACUCAGAGAUCAGAGAAGGCACUCAUUUCAGUUGAUUCGGAGGAGACUUGUAAGAAGAUGAGUGAUACGUUUGGGCAGAGAACUUCGAUUUACAGAGGGGUCACUCGGCAUAGAUGGACGGGAAGGUACGAAGCGCAUCUAUGGGACAACAGCUGUAGAAGAGAGGGCCAGGCCAGAAAGGGACGUCAAGUGUAUCUGGGUGGCUAUGACAAAGAAGAAAAGGCUGCGAGGGCUUAUGAUUUGGCAGCUCUAAAAUACUGGGGUCCUACUGCCACCACCAACUUCCCUGUUUCAAAUUACACCAAAGAACUAGAGGAGAUGAAACACGUGACUAAACAAGAAUUCAUUGCAUCACUGAGAAGGAAAAGUAGUGGAUUUUCAAGGGGAGCAUCUAUCUACAGGGGUGUAACAAGGCAUCACCAACAGGGUCGAUGGCAAGCAAGGAUAGGUCGUGUUGCAGGGAACAAAGAUCUGUACCUUGGGACAUUUGCAACCCAAGAGGAAGCAGCAGAGGCAUAUGACAUAGCAGCAAUAAAGUUCAGGGGAGUGAAUGCAGUAACCAAUUUUGAGAUGAACCGGUACGAUGUUGACACCAUUUUGAAAAGUGCCCUUCCGAUUGGUGGGGCUGCUAAGCGGUUGAAGCUCUCACUUGAGGCAGAUCAGAAACCGUCUUUGAACAACCUAGACCAACAACCUCAGUGCAGCAGUAACAGUAGCAGUUCUAGCAUCAUCAAUUUUACUAAUUCCAGUCAGCCACUUGAAGCUAUCCCAUGUGGAGUGCCAUUUGAUUCCACUGCUCGUUACCAUCAUGACCUCUUCCACCUCAAUUCGAACAGUGCCGUCGCUUCUGAUAACCCUGGCUCUUCCUCCACCAUGGUAACUCCUAUGACUUUCUUGCCAUCAGCGCCUGAGUUUUUUAUUUGGCCUCACCAAUCCUAUUAACAUGACCAACUAACUAGUUAUUAAACUUAAGUCAACAAAUAUCGGUCAGUUAAUGUUUUUGACUGCUAUAGCCCAUGUCUGUUGUAUUCUCUUCUCUUAAAGCUGAGAGAUCUCAUCUGACCCACUAAACUUUUGAGUAGCAUUUAAUUAUAUGUAGCAGAGAUGAGGUAUAUGGUUCUGUUGAAGGGUGAAGUCUUUGUUUCCUAGAAAGAAAAAAAAAAUCCGAAGUUUUUUAACUCUAGCUUUUGUUCAGUAGGUUGAUGAGAUAUGUAUGUUGAAUGGGCCUGGGGCAUUCCAUCUUGCGGAA